CACAACUGGAUAUCUUUUUGUUAGUGCCGCACCUUGAGGAGAGGCUGAUCAAUGGUCCGGUUCAUACAGGAAUACCCCAGCAUGCUCCAACACACUGAAAAAUGUAGCUAGGACAAGAGGGAAGUGUGAGAGCACAGCGUGAGGGGUGAUCUUCCAGGGUUGUGUCUGCUGGCUUGGACACACUGAGAGGGUGUGCAAGAGGUGGAUGUUUGUAUGGAUGAGUUUGACUGCAUGCAGGUUUAGCACCCUGACCUGAUGGAGAAGAGAGACAGGAAGCCUGGAUAUUUUGCAAGGCUGAAGAGGCGGAGGCAGCUCAAGCAGAGCCAGUCGGAGAAGAACGUGAAUGAGCAGAGCCCAGCGAUCAUUUCCUGUCCUGACAUCCCAAAUGACAGCGGACCCAACAAGAAGACAGACCUGCAGAGGAUAAUGGCAAAGCCACCUGCAGGCUCCGACGAUGUCUGUAAAAGUAAAAACCAGGCGAAGAGGGAGAAGAGGAGGCCACCGGGGACAGUGGAGUUCAUUGUGGGACCGAACGAUUCUCUCAACAGCGUCGCGCUCAAGUUCAAUGUCACCCCAAACAAACUGGUCCAGCUGAACAAGCUCUUCUCUCGCAGCGUCUACCCCGGUCAGAAGCUGUUUGUCCCUGACGUGAGCCAGGCAGAAAGCGGCCAGAAGUCUCCGAGUUCCUCCGAUCCCUCCUUCGCAAAUGGCUUGUCAGAGAACGCAUCACAUGACGGUAUCUCAAACUGCUUGUCAGCAAAGUCCCUCCGGCGUGAGCUCUCCCCAAACUCUGAGGACGAGAGCCCGGCAGCGGUUAAAUUCAUCAAGAUGAGCUGCAAGUAUUUCACUGAUGGCAUGGGUGUGGUGGGCGGCGUGCUGAUCGUGACGCCCAACAACAUCAUGUUUGACCCCCACAAGUCGGACCCCCUGGUGAUCGAGCACGGCUGCGAGGAGUACGGCCUGAUCUGCCCCAUGGAGGAGGUCGUCUCCGUCGCGCUGUACGACGACGUGUCGCGCAUGAAGCUCAAAGAUGCACUGCCGUCAGACCUACCCCAGGAUUUGUGUCCUGUGUACAGGCCCGGCGAGUGGGAGCAACUGCCGUCAGAGCGGGAUCUGAACCCCUUCAGCCGCUACGAAGCUCUCGAUCCAAAGCGACCAAUUGUCUUGGACGACAUCGAAUCAACCCUCUCAGAAACCGGGAGCACAGAGGGCGAGCAGACGGAGAAGUCACCGUCUGACGAAGGAUUCACAGAAUUGGAGCCAUCUGUCAACGGGAGCACCGAAGAGCCAGAGGGCAUGUCCUCAAAAACACCCAGCAUCGUCAGCAGGGACCAGCAGGAACUAGGACCGAGCUGCCCAGGCCGGGGAGACAUCCAGGACAAGUCGACACUCUGUCAAACUAAAGGGAAGCUGGAUGAUGAAGAGGAUGAGGGCGUAGCUCAGAACUGCUCCAUCGAAGAUGGAGAGUCAAUACUAUCCUCCUCAGAGACUGAAAAACAUGGUGAUAAACCUACAAACCAAGAGGUAACUGAAACCAAAGAUCUAAAACCUAAAGGGACCGGACAGCUGCUAAACGGUGCACAUGAUAAAACAAUCGGCGCACCAAUGGACCAAAACAGGAAGCUGAGCCUGAAGGAGGCUUCGGCGGUCUGUGAGAACUCUAGUCCGAAGCGACAAAGCCCAGACAGACCAGCAGGGGGAGCCGAACACAGUGAGGAGGAGAAACAGAGGAAGAGCUAUGAGGCAGAGGUGAAGUCCUGGCUGCUGGAGAGGAUGCAGGCUCCAAUAGAAGACAUGCUUUUGUCAUCAGAGGAGAAGAGUAAAAACCCGCCUAUGUUCCUGUGCUUCAAAGUGGGAAAGCCAAUGAGGAAGUCCUUCGCCUCUGGUAUGACCUCAAGUCCCGCCCACUCAUUUGGGGGGCGGGGUAAGCAGCCGGAGUACUGGUUUGCUGUGCCACAAGAAAGGGUGGACCAUCUGUACGCGUUCUUCGUCCAAUGGUCUCCAGACGUGUAUGGGAAGGAGGCUCGGGAGCAGGGCUUUGUUGUGGUGGAGAAAGACGAGCUGGACAUGAUAGACAACUUCUUCAGCGACCCUGCAUCUUGCAGCUGGGAGAUCAUCACCAUUGAUGAGGCUAAGCGCAGGCAGAGUUUCGGCAGCUGUGACGGAGACUUGUCUUUGGACGUGCUGCCCGCGCUCAGUGAUGCCAGCGAUCUGCUGCAGGACACGCACAUCGAGAAGCUUGCCUGCCGCUUGCCGGCCCGUGUGCAGGGUUACCCCUGGAGACUGGCUUACAGCACUGUGAAACAUGGGACCAGUCUGAAGACUCUGUACAGGAGCCUGGCAGACGUGGACAGUCCUGUGCUGCUGGUCAUCAAAGACAUGGAUAACCAGAUAUUUGGGGCGUUCUCGACUCAUCCCUUCAGAGUCAGUGAACACUGCUACGGCACAGGAGAGACUUUCCUCUACAGCUUCUGUCCCGAGAUCAAGGUGUACCGCUGGACGGGGGAGAAUUCGUACUUCGUGAAGGGCAACACGGAUUCUCUGCAGAUGGGAGGAGGGGGUGGUCAGCUGGGUCUGUGGCUGGACGCCGAGCUGUACCGAGGCACCACCACCAAGUGCGCCACCUUCAACAACCAGCCACUCUCCGCCCAGCAGGACUUCAACAUCCACAGUCUGGAAGUCUGGACCUUUGAGUAGCCUCACGUGCUUCAGCUACUUCUACAUCCGCUCUCCGCUCCAAACCUUCAAACACCCCCAAGUCUAUUACGCACCACUUGGAGGCAACUCUAGCGACCCCACAACGACACUACACGUUCUGUGAGAGGAGAAGGAAAGCAGCCUGCGCAGUUGUUGCUGAGAGCAGAACAGGUAGUCUUCUGUAGCGUGUUUUGAGGUGGGUUUGACCUGCAGGUAGGUUGGCCAGUCUUACGCCUGGUUCAUCCUUCAGUUAAAGCCAUCAGUUCAUUGGCUGCCUUAGACAUCCGACGACGCCUCCAGCUUUCUUGGCCUUAGCACCAUAAGCUUCUGAGGAGAGAGAGAAGAGGAAGGCUGCUAAUGUUUCUGUCGAGGUUAAUCCCAAUAAGAGCUGAUUUUUUUAAGUGUGUUUUGAAAGAAGUGUCCCAUGAUGCUGUAGGUUAAUCUGUAUGGAAAUAACGGUUGAUGUAAUUUGUAUGUUUGGUAAUGUACAGGAUUAUGAACCGAAGCUGUUUG
Chelmon rostratus (copperband butterflyfish) is the source of this 3210-nucleotide messenger RNA. RefSeq names its product nuclear receptor coactivator 7 (gene ncoa7b). The transcript is spliced from 17 exons. Gene Ontology annotation, cellular component: nucleus. The record is from RefSeq and is a predicted model, not a curated record. Gene Ontology annotation, biological process: response to oxidative stress; regulation of transcription by RNA polymerase II. NCBI's taxonomy places the organism in Eukaryota, Metazoa, Chordata, Actinopteri, Chaetodontiformes, Chaetodontidae. Bases 256 to 2697 code for a protein of 813 amino acids.